This is a messenger RNA of Neogale vison (American mink), 1035 nucleotides long. It is a transcript of the gene LDLRAD2, whose product is annotated as low density lipoprotein receptor class A domain containing 2. Gene Ontology annotation, molecular function: protein binding. Lineage: Eukaryota; Metazoa; Chordata; Mammalia; Carnivora; Mustelidae. The record is from RefSeq and is a predicted model, not a curated record. Bases 1 to 1035 code for a protein of 344 amino acids. The transcript has 5 exons.
AUGGAGGUCUGUCUGGGGCAGCUGCCCGAAAGGCUGCUUCUGCUGGGGGCGGCUGCACUGGCUGUGUCUGCUCUGGAAACAGCCGACCUGGUGGACCUCUGCGGGCAGACGUGGCAGGGGGCCGGGCUGCUGCUGCGCUCGCACUCCGCCUCGCGCAGGUUCUACUUCGUGGCCCCGGACACCGACUGCUGGCUCUGGAUGCGGGCGGCGGCCGCCGGCGACAGGAUUCGAUUUCAGUUCCGCUUCUUCCUGGUCUACAGCUUGGCCGCGGCGGCGCGGGCGCCCCCAGCAUCCCCGGCGUCCAACGCCUCCUCCACGGCGCCGGCCGACCCGUGCGCCCCUGGGUCCUACCUGCAGUUCUACGAGGGCCCGCCCGGGGCGCCGCGGCCCCUGGGGGCCCCUCUCUGCGGCCUGACCAUCCCGGCGGCGGUGGCGUCCUCCGGGCCCUUCCUGGGCCUCCGCCUGCUCACCAGAGGCCGCCAGCCCCGCGUGGACUUCGUGGGCGAUGCCACCUCUUUCCGGCUGGGAGCCUGCGGUGCCUACUUCCGCUGUCGGAAUGGCAGGUGCGUGCCCUCAAGCCUGGUGUGCGAUCGCUGGGGCGUGGACAACUGUGGCGAUGGUAGUGACCAGGCUUCCUGGCCACCAGCCAACUGCAGAGGUCCCCCUCUGGUGCCCAGCCAGGCAGGGGGUACUGAUGGCCCUGUGUCCAAGACCCUGACGCUCCCCUCAGCUUUUGGUUCUGCAGGAACCCUCCAGAUGGCCGCCCAGAGGACACCCAUCACAGGCCGGGCCCCUGAACAGCGGGGUUCCCGGCUCCGAGGUGUGGCGCUGGUCUGCUCACUGGUCCUAGCCUCUGCUGGCCUUCUCGUGGGCCUCCUCUGGUGCUGCUGCUCCUCCCACUGGCGGGCCUGGUGGACUGGUGCCCAGGGCCUCUGCCCCGGCUGCACCAUCUGUUACACGUGUCCUGGCCAGGUGGCUCCUGGGGGGCUGCAGCCAAGUGGGCUGGCCUUCCAGGAUCAGGGAGGACAUCCCUAG